Molecule: messenger RNA, 6568 nt
Organism: Syngnathus acus (greater pipefish)
Lineage: Eukaryota; Metazoa; Chordata; Actinopteri; Syngnathiformes; Syngnathidae
Gene: ptpn4a
Product: protein tyrosine phosphatase non-receptor type 4a
Exons: 27
Coding region: 542-3583 (1013 amino acids)
Biological process (GO): protein dephosphorylation
Cellular component (GO): cytoplasmic side of plasma membrane; cytoplasm; cytoskeleton
Molecular function (GO): protein tyrosine phosphatase activity; cytoskeletal protein binding
Source: RefSeq, a predicted model, not a curated record
CGCCGCUGCUUUGUCGCUCCGAUGAGCAGCUGCAGUGAGACCGAGCGAGGCUGACGCCAACCAGCGAGCGCACAAAGUCAGAAACGCAAGAUUUUGGGGUUAAAUCGUCAAAGUGGUUUACUUUUGAUAUCAUACGUGUAUUAAUUUAUUUAUUCUUUGCGGUCUUAACCGGUUUUACAUUAUCAGUCUGAGGUGACCGAUAUUGGCCGCAUUUAGCCAAUGCUGACUGCGGGGGCUCGCGUUUUGUGGAUUAUCAUCCGUGGCUGCCGAGGCAGUGGUGGCAUGGUCGCGGCCGGAGGAGGCCCCUCUCUGCCGGAUGGAUGUGCGUGAGGCAGCGGCGGACUGCGAUCACUUUUGAAGAACGACCGUCCGUUGUAACGAUGCCCAGGUCUCGUCGGCAUCCGCGGGCGAACUCCUCUUGAAUGUUCGGGGUUCGUCGCCCUACCCACAAAGACCAGUUAUUUCCUCACACGGCGAACAUUUUAUUCCUUGAAAACUGGACGCCCCCGGAGCAGUUUAUGACGAACCCGGUAGGAGCGUGAUGAGCGCGCGCUUCCGCUUGCCUGCUGGCAGAUCCUACAAUGUCCGGGCGACGGAGCUGGAGCGAGACAGGCACCACACACAGGUUGUGUGCAACAUACUGCUGCUGGACAACACUGUCCAGGCUUUUAAAGUCAGCAAGUCUGAUCAUGGGCAGGUCUUGCAGGACCUUGUCUUCAAGCACCUGGAGCUGACGGAAAGAGACUACUUUGGCCUGCACUUGGCAGAUGACUCUUCGGAUGUUCCGCGCUGGCUGGAUCCCAACAAGCCCAUCAGGAAGCAGUUAAAAAGAGGUUCCCCCCACAACUUGAGCUUCAGAGUCAAAUUUUUUGUGACCGAUCCCAGUAAACUUCAGGAGGAAUACACACGGUACCAAUAUUUUCUUCAGAUCAAGCAGGACAUAUUCACUGGAAGAUUGCCCUGUCCUCACAACACAGCUGCACUCUUGGCUUCCUAUGCUGUUCAAUCCGAAUUGGGGGACUACAAUGAGACUGAGCAUCCUGUGGGCUAUCUGUCUGAGUUUUGCUUCAUCGCCAACCCGCCUCAAGAUUUCCAUAAAGAGGUCGCCAAACAUCACCAGCAGCACAGUGGUCUAUCUCCUGCCCAGUCGGAGUUUAAUUAUCUGAACACAGCACGCACGCUAGAGCUCUACGGGGUAGAGCUGCACUAUGCAAGAGAUCAGAGUCACACGGAGAUACUCAUUGGGGUGAUGUCUGCCGGCAUUGUCAUUUAUAAGAACAGGGUACGGAUCAACUAUUUCCCAUGGUUGAAAAUUGUGAAAAUAUCCUUCAAGUGCAAGCAGUUCUUCAUCCAAUUGAGAAGAGAGGCGACCGAGACCCGAGAGAUACUGCUUGGAUUCAACAUGGUGAACUACCGGGCCUGUAAGAACCUUUGGAAGGCCUGUGUGGAGCACCACACCUUCUUCCGACUGGAACGACCCGUCCCGCUACAGAAGAACUUUUUCUCCCAUUACUUCACGCUAGGCUCAAAGUUUCGAUACUGCGGGAGGACGGAGGUACAAUCUGUACAGUACGGCAAGGAGAAGGGCAUCAAGGACAGAGUGUUUGCCAGAUCGCCUAGCAAGCCUCUGGCCAGGAAGUUGUUGGGGGGAACUGACUGGGAGACGGUGAGCAGGAACAGCCUAUCAGAUGAACGACUGGAGACCCAGAGCCUGCCGACUCGCUCGCCACCUGGGACACCCAAUCAGAAUUCGCUGUUCACACAAGAGGGCACGCGGCUACGCCCGUCGUCUGUCGGCCACCUGGUCGAUCAUGUGAUACACACGUCGCCGAGCUUGCCUGUCUUUUCUUCCAAUCACAAGUCGGCUUCCUCCACGCAGGCUAACAGCAUCAGCUUGGACUCCACCCCUUCUCCUGACGGGGUGGAUGGCCAGCCUCCGGCCCUGCCGCCCAAGCAGCUGAGCAGGAAAACCCUGAGCCAGAUUAUCCAGGCCCACUCGCAGCAGAGCCUCUUGGACAACCACCUCAACGAGAUGUACGAUGUUCCUGCCAACACUGACAAGACCACGCUAAAUGGAGUCGUCCCUCAUGAUAAUCUGGUCUUGAUUAAGAUGAGACCAGAUGAACAUGGACGUUUUGGUUUCAACGUUAAGGGUGGAGCUGACCAAAAGAUGCCAAUCAUAGUGUCCAGAGUUGCUCCUGGAACAUCAGCCGACCUGUGUGUGCCCCGCCUGAACGAAGGUGACCAGGUCGUCCUAAUUAAUGGGCGGGACAUCUCGGACCACACCCACGACCAAGUUGUCAUGUUCAUCAAGGCGAGCUGCGAGAGCCACUCUGGAGAGCUCAUCCUACUGGUCAGGCCAAACGCCAUUUAUGAUGUGGUGGAGGAGAAGGUGGACUCUGAACCAGAUUUUCAGUACAUCCCAGAGAAGUCCCCUCAGGACCCCAGCCAGCUCGAUCAGCAUGCUUUGAGGGACUCUAUGGUUGCCCUGAAGGAUGGUCUGAGCAGUGGAGCCAUACUGGCCCAGUUUGACCAACUGUACAGGAAGAGGCCGGGGAUGACCAUGCUGUGUGCCAAAUUACCUCAGAACGUUUCCAAAAAUCGCUACAGAGACAUCUCUCCCUAUGAUGCCACGCGGGUCAUUCUGAAAAGCACAGAUGACUACAUCAAUGCAAAUUACAUCAAUAUGGAGAUUCCCGCCUCCAGUCUCAUAAACCGCUACAUAGCUUGCCAGGGUCCUUUGCCCAACACCUGCGCAGACUUCUGGCAAAUGACUUGGGAGCAGGGUUCCUCCAUGGUGGUCAUGCUCACAACGCAGGUCGAGAGGGGACGGGUGAAGUGCCAUCAAUACUGGCCCAAUCCAGAUAGCAGCUCUCCCUACGGAGACUUCACUGUUACAUGCCACAAUGAGGAAGGCAAUUCAGCCUUUCUGGUCCGGGAAAUGACACUCAUGCACUUACAGAGUGAGCAGCAGAGAGAGCUGACCCAGAUCCAGUACCUGGCUUGGCCCGACCAUGGCGUCCCAGACGACUCCACUGAUUUCUUGGACUUUGUUGCUUUAGUUCGGAGCAAAAGGACCGGGCAAGACCAGCCGGUGGUGGUACACUGCAGUGCUGGAAUUGGUCGGACAGGUGUUCUGAUCACCAUGGAAACAGCGUUGUGUCUCAUGGAGUGCGGCCAGCCGGUGUACCCUCUGGAAAUCGUCCGGACCAUGAGAGACCAGAGAGCCAUGAUGAUCCAGACACCCAGUCAAUACCGCUUUGUGUGCGAGGCCAUCCUGAAGGUCUACGAAGAGGGCCUGGUCCGACCGCUGACGCCCGCCGUCUACCAGCUUCGAGAAGAGGAGGAGGAGAACACAGAGGAAAGAGCAGACAAGGCGGGGCUAGGGUUGGACGAGGCGGCUGCGGCGGAGCUGCUGGAAGGAGGUCUGGAUGAAGAGGAGGACGAGGACGACGACGAAGAGGUAGAGGUGCUGGACGUGGGCGAGGUGACGGAGGAUGAAGUGGAGGAGCCCAGCGUCGCCAGCGCCACCAGCGAGACCAGCGUCAACCCUGAACCCGAACCCGAUCCCGACGAUCCGUGACACUUUUUCAGGGCAAGCAGAAGAGGAGAGAACAAACGCACUGUUGCACUUUACAAUUACAAAAAUGGAAAGAACAAAUAGACAACAAACAGAAAACUCAUGGACAGGUUCCGAUUAAAUAAGCAAUCUCGCCAUGUUGAGUAGGUACUAUUAGAGGCUGUUGUGUGUUCAGGGUACACACAAAGAUGCGGAGUUGCUUUUGUGCCAUAAGUACGAGGGGAUGGGCUGUCCCGUGGACGGAAAGCUUCCCAUCACCCUGUCCCUUUUGUGAGUAAGGCUGCCAGACAGACCUGCCUUUUAUUGUUUUAUUUUCAAGCUGAUACAGAGAUAAAAGCUUUUAUCUUUUGUCCCUCCCGAAAGAAUAUUUAUUGUGUUUUAUUUUGUGUCAAUCCUUGUCCACUGAACAAACUGAGUUGUAUGUUUGUACCAGUCUAGAACAUCAUGCUUUUCCUGGUCCACUUUUAAGUAGUGCAGUGGUCUUGUCCUUCUUAACUGCUUCCUUAAUUCUUUUGCUUUGUGGGGGGGGGGUUGAUUUAAUUUAUUGUUUUGAUCUUUCUCAGCUUUCUCAUUUCAGACUGACUGAUGAACACUGGGAGGUGGUGACUUUCGUUCAUUGCUUUACCUUUGUCUUUUUUUCCCAGACAUCGUGAAGAACAAAACAGGUUUACAAUAUUCAGGACGUGAAUCAUUUUAUUUCCAGAUUUUGUGUGCAUGAAUCAUUUGAAAUCAAGGUACAAGUACAUUAUUUCUUAUUUCACCAUGGAAUUGAUCAGACAUUGACAACAUGUGCCACCCUAAAUGGAUGGGAUGGAAAAUGUUUUUCUCGCGGUUCUUCCAAUUAGGGCUGAUUUGGGCAAAUUCCCUAAUAGGAAUAAUGAAAUGUGCCCAAAAUGGCUGCUGUCAACCAAGAUGGCCAAUUUUAAACAUGGGUCUUUCAGACAUGUUCAUGUGUCCUGUAAUUAUAGACAUUUCCACAUGUCAAUCAUUUUUAGCAUAUCAAGGUAGGUAGAGCGAGACUAGUUUCCCAGGCCGUACAGAAAUCAAAUCUGAAAAAAAAUCACAUCCAAUCCCUUGAAUUUUUCUCAUUUGUAACAUGCAGCACUUUUUAAAAAGUAUAUUUUUUAGUAUAUCUAGUUAUACAGCAUCAUUUCAAGGUACUUGCUUUUGAAGCUGAGUGAAUGGCAGUUUGAGUGUUCAGACGCCUAAGUGAUCAAUUCCAACAUGGAUUUUUAAUUUAUUUAACACGCCAUGUUUUAAAUUGAGUUUUUUCUAUAAAUAUGAUUUACCAUUGUCAUUAGCUGUACGGUGUGUAAUUUUUCAUUGCUUGGAUAAGUUUUGUUUGGAAAAUACCAUCUUCAGUCCUUCUAUACAGUUGCAUCUCAAUAAAUUAGAAUGUUUGGAAAAUUUAAUUUACUUAACUAGUUCUAUUCAAUAAGUUGAACAUAUUAAUUACAUACGCUGAGAAAUAUUUAAUGAUUUUUUUUGACAGUUGUAAUGGCAUAGUGGGACCAAGCCCCUCCCCUUCUCUAAAGAUAUAUAAUUGCCUUUAGGUCCCAAGAUUGUGACAAAGCACUACUUUUGUCUAAAUGAAACUCACUUCAUCUAGUUCCUUGGCACCAAGAUGUUGCCAAAGCACCACUUUUGUCUAAAUGAACUCACUUCAACGUAGUUCCUUCACACCAUUACGCCACAAGUACUGCUUUUGACUCUAUCCAACUAACAUUCUCAUUUAUUUUGAUGCAACUGUAUAACUCCUCCUUGUGUUCGCUUUUGAAUAUUUGGAGCUGUCUGUUCUAAGCCUGCUUGUCUCUUAACUGGAAUGAAACAUCAUGGUGCCAUAAAAGCUUUUUCCUCUUUGACAUGAUUUUUUUUUUUUGGUGGUCGGUCCUGAGAAAACAGGCCUUCUGUUCAAACCGUGCUUACCCCGCCCUUUUAUGCUGAGUUAGAAUAUCCCCUGUCAAGAAAUGAAGUUCUUCUCCAAAACUCAUCUGGCUCCCACAGCGCAUCUCGUCCAUCCUCCUCAUGCUUUGUAUUGUUCCCUCCACGUGUUGUGUUGGAACCGUUAAACCGUGCGUUUGUAUUUCGACAGUACAUCCUUGAGCUUCUUUUCAAAAACAACAACACUACAAUUAUUGCUUCCUUCCAGCUAGCUUUGCAUUCAGGAGCCAAGUGGGACAAUUUUUCAUUUUAUAUAGUUUAAAACCAACAAUUUUUAAGACUCUGGCCCCUGUGAGAGCAGCAUUGGCAAGACAAAUAAGAAUAAAAGUUUUUAUGACAUUUUACCAAGAAAAUAAAACACUUGCCCUGAAAGAACAAGUAGCUGUAUAAUUGAAAUGUUUUGUUAAUGACCCACAAUUGGUUCCUUCUGGGUACAGACUGAAGUUGUUUUUAGAGCGGCUCUAAAAUGGGACGGGCCUACUUUAGCUCUAUUUUUUUGUAAGGUUGAAACCUGUUGUAGAUGGCUCGGAAAAGGAUGGCACUUUGUACAAUGCUGAGUGGCAAGUAGUGCUACUGAAAACACAAAAAAAAUCCUCUUUAUAUUUAGAAUUUAUUUUCUUUUGUUUAAAAAAAAAAAAAGAUCAGUAGGGGGGAAAAAGAAAAGAACUUCUAACUACACAGUGCCACUUGUUAAUUUUGUGUAAAUAAUGCUAGACCCUGUAAAUACAAUGUUGUAUAUUAAAAAAAAUCUUUAAAAUAAAAGGGAAAAUCAAUUGUGAGCAGAAGUAUUUUGUUGUUUUCCUCUGGAUGAUUCAAAUGUUCCACAACUGGUGUGUACUUCCAAACUUGACUGAUUUGACACAAUCUAUACCGGCGAGUAUAUAUGCUAAAACACCAAGACAAUGUUUUUCUUUAUAUUUUAAAUGAAGCUUUUUGUGUGUCGUAUAAAUGUCUUGUUUUUUUUCUGACUGGAAUCCUGGUUUUACUGGUGCUUUGGACCUGUCUAUAAGGUUGAUUGUGAACAAUUAAAGCUCGUCUGUCAAAGCA